AUGUCUACACCGCAAAUACUCAGAGUAGGCGUGGUAGGGGCAGGAGAGGUGACGCAAGUAGUCCAUCUUCCCACGCUCAAGUUCCUGUCGGAUCGUUACGCCGUCACAGCCAUCUGCGAUGUGUCUCGCGAGGCUGCCGAGCAUGUAGCCGCCAAAUGGAAUGUGCCCCACGUUUAUACUUCUUGCGCCGAGAUGGUUGGACGAGAGGACAUCGAUCUUGUCCUCAUUGCCAACAGUGACGAGUAUCAUGCUUCUUGCGCGAUCGAGGCAGCGCAGGCAGGCAAAGACGUCUUUAUCGAGAAACCUAUGGCGCUCACCCGCACCGACGCACAGGCAAUUCAACGGGCUGCACACGACAACCAACGCAAGAUCUUUGUUGGCUACAUGCGACGCUACGCACCUGCCUUCCGAGUGUUUCAAGAGCUUCUCGCCGAGUCUGGACCCAUCCGCCACGCCAUCGUCAAGGAUAUCAUCGGUCCUAAUUCGUUUUUCGUCUCACAGUCCAGCACUGAUCCGCGGAAGUUUGGCGCCGACAUCCCGGAAAGCGCCAGCAAAGACAAGGCUGCACGCGCUACCGCCAUCUUGCAAGAGGCGAUAGGCUCGGAAAAGGCAGCCGACGCUCGACUCGCAUUUGUGUAUCGCUUGCUAGGCUCGCUAGGAAGUCACGACCUUAGCUUUAUGCGCGAAGCCCUCGGUGGCAAGCCAGAUCGGUGCCUCUCGGCAUUCGCCAGCCACGACGGCUUGUUCAUCUCGGCUUCGUUCGAGUACACCAACCAAGGCGGCGCCAACAAGGGCAGUGAAAAGUACAACGUACUGUACACGACGGGUAUUCACAACGUGGGCAUCUUCGAGUCGUUCUUGGAGGUGUUUACCGACGACCGCGUAUUGAGGAUCGACAUCGAUACGCCGUACGUGAAAGGGUUGCCUAUCAACGUGACGGUCAAAGAGAAUAACCAGCAUGGACACUACUCGGAACGCAUAAUCAGAACGACGUAUCAGGAUGCCUAUACCACCGAGUUCUUGGAUCUGCAUCAAGCGCUGACCACGGGAACGGAUCUCAAGACGACGCCAGAAGACGCGAUGGAGGACCUGGACGUGUUUGAUAUGAUCAUGGCCCAUCUGAGGCCCUAG
This is a messenger RNA of Sporisorium graminicola, 1131 nucleotides long. RefSeq lists its product as uncharacterized. Lineage: Eukaryota; Fungi; Basidiomycota; Ustilaginomycetes; Ustilaginales; Ustilaginaceae. The coding region runs from base 1 to 1131 and encodes 376 amino acids. The transcript has a single exon. Gene Ontology annotation, biological process: NADPH regeneration. Gene Ontology annotation, molecular function: nucleotide binding; oxidoreductase activity. The record is from RefSeq and is a predicted model, not a curated record. Gene Ontology annotation, cellular component: cytoplasm.